Molecule: messenger RNA, 3664 nt
Organism: Anoplopoma fimbria (sablefish)
Lineage: Eukaryota; Metazoa; Chordata; Actinopteri; Perciformes; Anoplopomatidae
Exons: 5
Coding region: 226-972 (248 amino acids)
Source: RefSeq, a predicted model, not a curated record
GGCUCGUCAGAACAGAAAGGAAGAUGUGGACAGAACGGACACACUGAGGGAGACAGGGGGACGUCACAUCACACUCAUCGCCUACGUCUGGCCUCGUCGCCAGGCAGGUGUUGUUAUCCAAAGGAGACAGUUUAAGGGUCGUUUCGAGGUGAACGCUCCCCCUCUCCUCCUCCUCCUCCUCCUCCUCGUUGCGGAAGCUGAAUCGGCCCCGUUGGCUUGUGAGAGAUGGGUACGAGAGCGAGUCGUCUGCAGGAGGAGCCGGCUCCCUCCUCCUCCUCCUCCUCCGACGGAGCGAAGCGGGACUCGUACCGCCGACCCCGCUGCGCCAGGCCCACCAGCCUCGUGGUCGACUUCUCCGGGAGCUUCGAGGACACGGAGGCCAACCGGAGCCGGUCGGAGGAGGGCAGCGACGAAGACCCGGGGCCGCAGCACGGGGCCAGCAGCGCGGACGGGAGCCCCGCGGAGGAUGACAGCAGCGCGGGGAGACCGGAGGAGACUCCCGAGGAGGUGGAGGUGGAGGAGGUGGAGGAGCAUCAGUCCGUGGAGGAGACAGGCCGCACGCCGCAACGCACUUUCUCCGAGCGGCUGCCCGGGAGUCGACACUCUUCCGGCCGCAGCGUGGGCGCCAGAUCCGCCCGGGUCAGAGGAGCGCACCAGCGGCCGGUGUCGGAGGCGUGGAUCGGCCUCUACCGUGUGAACAACCGGCACGGCAAUAUCCGCUGUCCUUUCUGCUCUAAGUCCUUCCCGGGGGGUCGGAUCGAGGAUCACCUGUUGAGCUGCCUCACGUCUCCUCCCCUACCAUACAACACGGAUGUGCUCAGUAAAGACAGCGGAGAGUGCUCCAUCUGUUUGGAGGAUCUGGUACAGGGAGAGACCAUCGCCAGGCUGGCUUGCCUCUGCGUCUACCAUAAGAGCUGCAUUGAUUCCUGGUCCAAGGUGAAACCCUGCUGCCCUGAACAUCCCUUUGAUUGACCUGUGGGUCACAUGUAUUCUGCACAGUGACCAACCUGACUCAGGAGACUACACUGAAUCCCAAUAAAGACCCAAUAAAAAAAUGUGUAAUUGAACAAAUCAAAGCCCACUGUCCCUCUCAGACGUAAACCUAUAUAGAGUGGGGAACACAUGAUCCUAAGAAGAAGCUCCAGGUAGCGACGCCCGACGCCCCCGUUUGGAUCGGUCAAUUUUCAACUUGGUCUAGACCAUUUCAAGCCAAACAUCAGUAAAAAGAGCUGCUCCGUCUCCAUCUGAUCUCUGGUCGAGACUCUUGUUGGAACACAAGUGGAGAAGGUUUCCUUUCUAUGUUUCGGAAUCCGCGGAACAUAUCUAUAUAUAUAUAUCAUUUUUAAAAAGUCAAACAUUAUCAUCCCAGAACGAUGGAACUUGCCCCAAAAAAAAGAUCUUGAACUGGGAUAAGAACAGAAAAAAACAAGUUAACUGUGACUCUGGAUCCUCUCCUGCGUAGUUUUUCUCCAUCCAAAAACGGGAUUGGUAAUUUUAUGAGAAAGUAUUUUGCAGAAAGAGUAUUGUUCCAUGUCAUACAUUGGAUGAAUGUUUUGUUUCCUCGGCUAUCCCCCAAAAUGAACCAACCUCGAACCGAAAGCAUGAACUGUAACCACAUGGCUUUAUUUUGAACCAGCUGGAGGUUGAGGGCUUGUUUUUUGGUGAAUGGGGGGCUGCCGUUAAUCAGUGUUUAUUCUUUUUUUUAUAUUGCCUGUAAACAUUUCAGGGGGAGUUUGGGGGCUAAUUGUUUUUUUGGGUCAUUUUUUUUGUAGGUGGUUAAUUGGCGCUGAGAUUAAUGUGCUGCUAUUUGCUGAGUGUAGGACGGUUGUAGGUAUUUCAUAUUGGGCCAUAGUAGCGCUGGUGUUUGCACCAAUUUGAGCACUUUUGUCCUUCAAGGCUGAUUUAUUUUUUUAUUUUUUUUCACAUAAGGUCUGGGAUUAGGUUUGUACGUGCGCAAGUUGUGUAUGUAUGCGUGUGUUUGAAUGAUCAGGGACAGGAAAUGCCCUCAGCAAGGCUGUGUAUUCAGGAAAAGUGUGAAUGUGUGUGUGUGUGUGUGUGUGUUUACUGUAAAUCGCCCAGACGUCUGCUUGGUCAAAGCGGGUUACCCUUUUUUUAUUUUUAAUGCUAGUUUUUUUUUUUUACUACAAACAUCCCGUCACACGUGGCAUUGGUACGCAACGUGGCGGCUCACGCUGUCCCGUUGUACUUUGAAUGCUUUUUUUUUGCUUUUUAGUCCCACUUCUCCACCUUUCUCCCUCCUCACUCUCAAACACUCUUUAGGGGUGUAGUACGGAUAUUUUGGACCAGAGCCCAAUCGACAGUUUGCCAUCUGGUAUCAUUAAUGCCAGAUUGAGGAGGGAUAAAUGGGACGGAUGGGCUGAGGGAUGUAAUUUUUGGGGCAUGUUUACACCAUGUGGCAUCUGCCUCUCCCCCCAACACUGGAGGCUAUGGACAGCUGAUGGUUAAUUAUUACAUAACUAGCCUCCACCACUUUUUCCCUCCUUUUUUUUUAUAGGAUUUUUAGAUAUUAUAUCAUCACGUUACGAUCAUUGCUAAAUGUGUUAAACAGCUUUCCUUUGCCUUUUUUUUGUGCGUGUGUUGAUUGCCUUUGCCUGGUGAAGGGGUUCUUGUGCAAGCAGGUGUUUGUAGUGUAUUUUCAGGCUGAAAUGAGACGGAGGCCCAAAAGUUAGGUUGCUCAACAGAUGCUCUCUGACACAGGUUGUUCACAGAGAAAGAACAAAAAAACAUGAAUUGAUUGCUUUUGCUGUCUGAUCGGUGUGUUUACAUCCAAAAGUGGUAUGGAUCAGAUUAGAGGUCAGCCCAGUGAAACACUGGUUAAGUUUACUUUUCUCUCUGGUCCCUGGAGUUCUGCAGUCUGAGGUGCUACGACUUCUCUGGCCACUAGAGGGCAGCCCUGUGCAUGUCUUUCUUUUUUUUUUUUUUUUCUUUUAUAUUAGAGAGUAAAAACAAAAUAAUGCCAAAAGUAUGUCUGUGAAUUUGGGGGCAUUGUGUGAGAGAGUGCAGAGAUCAUUAGAUGUUACAUUUGUUGUGGUGAUAAGUUAUGAUGUUGUAUACUUUGGCUGGGAGGGUUGGGUGUGAGCGUGUGUGUGUGUGUGAGUGUGAGUGUGUGAGAGAGUGUGUGUGUUACGGGGGGUUUGGAUGUGGUGUUUGGGUUGUCGAUAAAGAUAAGACAAUCUAAAACCACACAUUACUCUCUUUACUUUCUUACCCCCUCUAACCUGUGUGGUGCAAUACCUCAAUCAUUACCAAUGCUAUAGAAACGCUCUGUGUGUAAACUAGCUCCUCUCGUACCAAGGGCGGUAUUUUGUAUAAAUGUCCCUAAAUCCUUGGUUUUGAAUUUCAGGGCACUGGUCCGUCAUCUGCCCUGUGCUUUUGAAGUCAAUGUAUUAGAUGAGAAUGUUUUUUUCAAAGAGUCACCACAGCGGUAUCUGCACCCCCAAGAUAUGGACAAUCUGCCUUUACUCUGGUAUAUAAAAAAAAAAAAACGAAACAAAUUGAAUUUUAUUUAUUAAAUUGUAAAUAUGUAAUGCAAUUCAAGAAAAUGGCUUGGUCUUUGUCUGUUCAAUAUACUGUUUCUAAGCUCCGAUCUUUUGUAUGUCUCAGAAAUUGUUUUUUAUAUGUAUUUUUUACAAUAAAUAUGUGU